Messenger RNA from Manis pentadactyla (Chinese pangolin), 900 nucleotides. RefSeq names its product chromosome 5 C20orf204 homolog (gene C5H20orf204). The record is from RefSeq and is a predicted model, not a curated record. The coding region runs from base 164 to 724 and encodes 186 amino acids. NCBI's taxonomy places the organism in Eukaryota, Metazoa, Chordata, Mammalia, Pholidota, Manidae. The transcript has 4 exons.
CCUCCCGCCCCCUCCCUCCUCUGCUUGGAGGAGCCUACUUCAAAAGCCUGGUGCGCCGGCCUGUGUGCUGGCUUGGUGGCUGCGGCGCCCCCUCCCUGAGGACCCGGGACCAUGUGUGAGGCCCACUGGCGGGACUGAAGGAGGGCCUGACCCUGGGAGGCCCAUGGUGCCCCCCAAGCCUGCACUCUGGGCUCUCCUGCUGGCACUGCUGGGGAUAGUGCCAAGCUGGGCUGGGCUCCACACCUGCAGCGUCCCUGACGUGCUCCGCCACUACCGUGCGGUCAUCUUUGAGGACCUACAGGCAGCUGUGAGACAGGUUGGGCCAGGGGUGGAAGGGACCAGACCAGGCUCCAGACACCUCUAUAUCAUUCAAAAAAAUCUGACUGGGGCCGCAGCCCUGCAGCGGCGACGACCAGUGGGAGCCUCCUGCAGAGCCCAGAAGGAACACAGUAUCCUGCUGUCCAUUGCGUCUCUGGGUCAGACUCUGCGCGGUGCAGUGGCUGGGGACCGACGCGAUGCGCUGGAGAAAGCAGCGUGGACUGUGGCCGUGCGCACGGAGGCAGUGAUGCGGCGCCACUGCAGGACGCUGCGCCAGCUGAGCCGGCGGCCCGGGACGCGCCCUGCCCGGCGCCGCGGCGGCCGGAGGCGGCUUCUGCUGCGGGCCCUGGACGCCGUCGCCACCUGCUGGGAGAAGCUCUUCGCGCUGCGCGCAGCGGCCACGUAGGGCUCCUAGCGCGCGCUGCGCGGGGCGGAGGCCGGAACCCACCUUGUCUGCGGACGACCGCGCCCCGGAGCGCCCAGGACCUGGAAAUGAGAGCCCCGGUCCCGGCCACAGCCGGUCCCGGAGGUGGCCCGCCCUCCGUGCGCAGAGCGAGGCCUCAAUAAACUGCAGGUGCUGCG